AUGAACACUUUGUACUUAGAGAAGAUAAUCAAUCACUGGGCCGAGAAGUACGAUUUCGAAGCGAGGGCGGACCGUCUGAAUAGAUUACCCCAUUAUAAGACGCGGAUACAGGGGCUGGAUAUCCAUUUCGUCUGGGCGAAACCAGAGGUAAAGGGCGUGAAACCAUUGCCAUUGCUGAUGCUGCACGGAUGGCCCAGCUCGUCGAAGGAGUUCGAAAAAGUUAUACCGAUGUUGACAAACAAAAGAGGCGGCUACGAUUUUGUAUUCGAAGUCAUUGCGCCGGACCUGCCCGGUUUUGGUUUUUCGGAGGGUUCAAACAAACCUGGGCUCAACCCCGUGCAAAUCGGAAUAAUAAUGAAAAAUCUCAUGAGAAGGCUGGGCUUUGAUAAAUUCUACGUACAAGCGGGCGACUGGGGAUCCCAAACUGCCACUCAUAUGGCCACAAUAUUUCCAGAAGAUAUAUUAGGGUUUCACACUAACAUGCCAUUGUCUUCGAUGCCGAUCAGCUUCUUGAAGAUAGUCCUCGGCUCCAUGGUCCCCACAUUGGCAGUUGACGCGCGCCACGUCCACAGGAUAUAUCCGUUGACUAAAUUGUUCUCGUACAUUAUGAGAGAAAGCGGAUACUUCCAUAUACAAGCGACAAAGCCAGAUACCAUCGGGGUGGGCCUGACGGACUCGCCAACGGGAUUGGCCGCCUACGUGCUGGAGAAAAUGGGCGUGUGCAGCAACAAGGAGCAAACGGACACCAUCCACGGGGGCCUUGAGAACCUCGAGCUUGACGACGUACUGGACACGCUAACGAUCAUGUGGGCGAACGGCUGCGUGGUGACGUCGAUGCGGAUAUACGCGGAGGCCCUCGCUGGGAGGGAAGCGAGCGUGGUCCAUAACAUACCAACUAAAGUGCCGACGGCCGCGAUCAAUUUCCUCCACGAGGUCCUGUACCAGCCGGACUGGAUACUGCGGGACAAGUUCCACAACCUGGUGCGUUCGACCACGGUCGAGUUCGGCGGCCACUUCGCCGCUUUGCAGACACCGAGGGAGUUGGUGGACGAUUUGUACGCAUCGGUGGCGCAGUUCGUCGUACACCACCGUGUACGGACG
Iphiclides podalirius (scarce swallowtail) is the source of this 1101-nucleotide messenger RNA. Lineage: Eukaryota; Metazoa; Arthropoda; Insecta; Lepidoptera; Papilionidae. The record is from the annotation of a GenBank genome assembly.